AAAAACCAUAUCAUUAGCACUGUAUCGUUAUAUGUGUCAGAAAAUAGUUGGAUCAGAGAAUCAUGUUAAAAAUUUGAGAUUGAUGAAUACUGUCAGGGAUAAUAUGACGAGCGAAAAUUUUACUACCUAUAUUACAAGUGGAAGUUUUGGUGAAGGACUUGAGAUGAGAGGUAGUGAUUUAGAUGUAAUGCAUGUAAUCAAAGAGAUGGAGGUCUAUGAAAACGUCCAAACGUCUUUAAAUUCAAAUGUUUUAUAUUUGUCAAUGGAAACAGAUGAUGUAAAAGCUGGUUUCGCUCAGUUGCAAGUUAAACAAAAUCAUAGUCCAGGUCAAAUUGAAUCCUUUGAAGAACAUAAUGGAAAACAUUACUUUUCGAGCACAUUAUUUAAACAAGCAGUCAAGCAUAAUUCAAAUAGUGUUAUACAUGGGCCAUGUAUAUCUGACAAAGACGGAACAUAUGACCAUGCCGUGUGCUUACAUUGUAAAACAUGGAUAUCACAAGCAUCACAGUGGAUAACAAGAUCAAAUAACUCAUGGCCAAGUUACAAGGUCAAACAAAGUGUUAUAAAACAUGGAGUACUUUUUGUACCAGUAGGAGUAAAGGAAUCACCAAAAGAGAAUAUAGAAUGGCGAAUUUCUUUUUCUGUUGGUGAAAAAUUUCUUAUUCAUACUUUUACACAUACACAACUGUUAUGCUAUGCCCUCCUGAAAAUUCUUUUGAAAGAUGUAAUAUCAACCUACACCGAAUGUGAAGAUUUACUCUCUUCAUACUUCUUGAAAACAAUUAUUUUCUGGAUAUCAGAAGAAUUACCACAAUCCAUAUGGAAACCAGAAAAUCUUAUACAUUGUUUUAAGCGAUGUUUAAGUAGACUGAUUUCUUCUGUUGACUAUUCAAUUUGUUUACAUUACUUCAUUCCAGAAAACAACUUGUUUGAGAACAAAAUAGAGGGACGCGCUCGUAGAAUACUAUUAGAUAAACUUUAUAAACUGCAUAGUUACGAAUGGCGAUGCUUGUUAUUUUCAGAUCAAUUAUCUAACUUUCAGGUAUCAAUGUGGAUGAAUCCAAUCGAAUCACAUACAUUGCAUACUAUCGAGGUAGCAAAAACUAUUAAAUCAAAAUUAUUAUAUUUUGCUAUUAAUAUGAAUUAUGUUUUUGAGGAUGACAUUGAUGUUCACAAAAGAGGAAUACAUCAGACAGUUUCCUGUCACCAAUCUUCACUAAAAUACUUGAAUACACACUGCUUGUCAGUGUUUUGUGGACAAUAUGCGCAGCAUGUUCAACUGAAUAGUUCUAGAAAAAAUAAUAAACAUCAACACAAACAAUACAAAUCCUGUCUUUGUACUAUCAUGCAAAAUGUUUAUCAUGACAGUGUUUCUGGAUGGCUGAUGUUAGCUUCGUUUUUCUAUAAAGUACAACAAUAUGGUAAUGCUUUACACAUCAUCGCAUAUUCGAUAUCGAAAUGUACCCCCGAAAAAGUAUGCCGCUUAAUGGAUUUGUCGGGUAGUCAUUUUCGAAGUUCCGACUUGCAAUUAUCCAAGAAAACAAGUAUUGUACAAUUGUGGAAAAUAAUUCUUAUAGAUAAUCUGAAAUUUACAAGGAAUUCUCGGCUAAUACCAAAUGAACUUCAAAUGGAAGUGGAAAAUGGUUCUUAUCGUAUUUCUUCUAUAGAGUAUAUAUUUUUUUCUAAAAAUGUUAUGUCAUUAUCAUCUCAGUAA
This is a messenger RNA of Mytilus trossulus (common blue mussel), 1714 nucleotides long. RefSeq lists its product as uncharacterized. The record is from RefSeq and is a predicted model, not a curated record. The coding region runs from base 32 to 1714 and encodes 560 amino acids. Lineage: Eukaryota; Metazoa; Mollusca; Bivalvia; Mytilida; Mytilidae. The transcript has a single exon.